This is a messenger RNA of Peronospora matthiolae, 1542 nucleotides long. The record is from the annotation of a GenBank genome assembly. NCBI's taxonomy places the organism in Eukaryota, Oomycota, Peronosporomycetes, Peronosporales, Peronosporaceae.
AUGCUCCAUCAUGCCAAGUUGGACAAGUGCUUCUGGGCUGAAGCGGCAAUGACGGCCGUCUAUGUGAAGAACCGUUUGCCGUCACCCAAGAUUCCACACAAGACACCGUUCGAGAUUGUCUACAAUUCUAAGCCAAGUGUCAAGCACAUGCGCGUUUUUGGGUGCCAAGCAUACAUCUUGACCCCGAAGGAGAAACGACUCAAGUGGGAUCCCAAGGCCCGGGCUGGAUUGUUUUUGGGCUACGAAGAAGUGUCCAAGGCGUAUCGAGUUUAUGACAUCGAAGCGGGGCAGGUGAUGAUAAGUCGCGAUGUCAACUUCGAUGAGUCGGCCUUUGGAAUGUCGAUGCUGAUUUCCGAUGACGAUGUUGAUGGCCUGGACUUCGAAUCGAUCGAUCUUGAUGAUGAAGAACCGCGUCCGAGACACUUCAAACAAACAGGAAAGCGCAAGGCCCAACCCAGUCACGACAAUGACGACGCAAGCAUGCCCCGAGCAGUGCGCCAACGACCCGGAUUGGAAGAGUCAAGUGCGCCGGAUGACCUCUCUUCACGUCGAGCCAACGAAGAUGAAGAAAGGAAGUCGGAGGAACAACAUGACACACCGACUUCCUCCGCGUUUUGGCAUGCGAGUGCAAACGCCGUCGAAGCAGCGGUCGAUUUUUCGGAGCCGUCGACAUUUGAAGAAGCAGUGUCUGGCCCGGACCAAGUACACUGGCGCAAGGCAAUUGAUGCGGAGCUCGAUUCGAUGAAGCUUCGCGGUGUCUUUCGUGCGGCCAAGUUACCCAACGGACAAAGCGCCAUUGGCACAAAGUGGGUCUUCAAGAUCAAGCGCAAGGCAGAUGGGUCGAUCGAGAAAUACAAGGCACGACUUGUGGCCAAGGGUUUUCGCCAAAAGUAUGGCAUCGACUACACGGAGACGUUCUCGCCCGUGGUCAAGUAUGUGACGCUGCGAAUGGUCAUCGCCAUUACCAAGCACUUUGGAUGGCCCCUCGACCAGCUCGAUGUGGUGACUGCGUUCCUGUAUGGAGUGAUGAAGGAGAAGGUGUUCUGCGCUGUUCCGGAAGGCGUCAAGAUGGAAGGUGAUUUCGACUGUCUCGAGCUGAUCAAGGCGAUCUACGGUCUCAAGCAAGCCUCGCGUGUUUGGAACGAGACCUUCGACGAGUUCAUACGCUCGAUUGGUUUUCAAGCGUCGGGAUUCGAUCCAUGUCUCUACAUCAUGACUUCGGAAGGCCAUUGUGUUUUUGUGCUGGUCUACGUGGACGAUGUCUUGGUGACUGGAAGCUCGCUCGAGAUGAUUGCGCGCACCAAGAACGACCUCAAGACACGCUUCGAGAUGACGGACAGCGGCAAGUGUGCCUUUGUUCUUGGGAUCGAGUUAUUGGACGGUGAAGAUGGCAGCGUGACUAUGUGUCAGCGCCGUUAUGUCGACGAUGUCCUCAAGCGCUUUGGAAUGGAUGAGUGCAAGGCUGUGGCAAGUCCGGUGGACGUCAGCUCUCGACUGGUUCCGGAGCAACUCUGCAAGCAAGAUGGAUGUCCUAUUCCGUGA